AACACUUAAACUGCAGCGCGCGUUUGCACUUGCCCCUUGAUGCUGGACUUCUGUCUAUAUCUCUACCACAUGCCCAUUCGCUCCGGCUGCGGCUCUCGCGCCGAUGCAAAUCUCAACGGCUGGGGAAGUCUCAUAGGCUAUUCUACAAUCAGUUAUCCCAACUUCCUCAUCCUCGCGGACGCCCAUCACUGAGCGUGGUCAGGCAUCUAGCAACGCUGUCACGCUUCGCAUGGGGGAUUAGAAGUGGUAGACGACGAAAUGUCACUUUGACUGCCAUUAGACUGAUUCAUUCGCAGAUGGAGAAAAUCACCCCCUGACAAUUUUGACUGUACGCUACGUUCUCUGUGUGUGCGCCUGUAGUUUAAGCGUGUCAAACCGACCUCCAUUCUUCACAACUUCACCUGAGAGUAUGCUAAGCACACCUCUCGCAUCUUCACCACCGUGGGACGACUGACCCGGCUUCUCAAAGGUAUCAUGGCAGCUUGAAGGUUUGCGUGUGCUCUCACGGCCUGCUCUGGGUCCAGCACAGGAGCGGGCUAUUAGACAGGAGAGGGAAAUACGGAAGCCCCGACUGGCUCAGAGCAGGCAGAAACCCCCUCUGCUGGACGGAAGCUGACACUGCACCCGCCGCGUGGAGGAAGACCCAAUUCAGUGGAUCCAUAAAAAAGAACCCGUCCAAACGUGCACAAAUUCAGGGACCCAUCCUUGCGGGGACCGCUGAAGACUUCAUAAAAUGAGCAGAAGCAAGCAGAGGGGAAACCCCAGAAGGAUUUAGACCUUGUCCCUGGAUACUGAAAGAAAGACAGUUGCUGUGGAAGAAAUUUAUAUGAGCAAUGGAUUAGUUACUUUUCAUUUGUUCAUUAUUUUGGCAUUUCUGACAUCGAUUGAAGACGGAGGAUCUUGGUGAACAGAUGAUAGGCCCACUCAUCCCAUCCCUCUCUUCAGGUAGUCCCUGAGCAGCCGGAGACCGGGCGGAGCCUGCAGCGCCGACGCCCCGAGACCCCGCCCCGCGCCUUCCUGGACCCGGCGAUGCGCGCAGCAUGGAUGUGAAGGAACGCCGGCCCUACUGCUCGCUGACCAAGGGGAGGCGGGACCGGGAGCGGCGCUACACCAGCUCCUCGGGCGAGAGCGAGGAGUGCCGCGUGCCCACGCAGAAGUCCUACAGCUCCAGCGAGACGCUCAAGGCCUUCGACCACGACUCCUCCCGCCUGCUCUACGGCAGCCGAGUGAAGGACACCGUCCACAGGGAGGCCGACGAGUACGCCAGGCCAGCGGGGCAGAACUUUAACCUGCGGCAGCUGGGGAUAUGCGAGCCGGCCGCGCGCCGCGGCCUGGCCUUCUGCACGGAGAUGGGCCUCCCGCACCGCGACGCCGAGAACGAGGGCGUGAUGUCGCCCGAGCACGCGGUGCGCCUCUGGGGCCGCGGCGUCAAGUCGGCCCGCAGCUCCUGCCUGUCCAGCCGCUCCAACUCCGCCCUCACCCUGACCGACACGGAGCACGACAACAAGUCCGACAGCGAGAACGGUUCUCCCAUGCCAUCUUCUCUGUCCAGUCCAUCCCCAGUCACUGAACAUGCUCAUUCUCAACCUCCAUCACCCAAUCUCCAUGACAACCGGAGGCCGUUGCUAAGUAAUGACCCCGCCCAGCCGGUUCAUGACUCCGACUCGGAGGAGGAGUACACAGCCAGGCUGUAUUUGCCCGUAAAUCAGGCUGGCCAGGCUCCCGCGUGUAAUGAACAACCGUCCAAUCACCAGGGCCCGCCGGUGCUGCCGCCCGUCCCGCCGCCCCACAAGCAGCAGCCCUCCGUCACCGCCCUCAACCACAACUCGCUGACCAAUCGGAGGAACCAGAGCCCGGCCCCGCCGGCCGCCCUGCCCGCCGAGCUGCAAACCACACCCGAGUCGGUCCCGCUGCAGGACAGCUGGGUCCUGGGCAGCAAUGUGCCACUGGAGAGCAGAAAAUUAGCAAAGCAAGCAGUUCUCGAAAACGGGCAUGACAACCUAAUAGAGAUGGAUGUAUUCACUCCAGCGUGCCACGAAGGGGGCUAUGGGGAAGGGCACUUCCUCUUUAAGACAGGCACAGGCACGACUCCCCUCUUCAGCACCGCGACCCCGGGCUACACCAUGGCGACCGGAGCCGUCUAUUCCCCGCCCACCCGACCCCUGCCCCGGAACUCGCUCUCCAGGAGCGCCUUCAAGUUCAAGAAGUCCUCCAAGUACUGCUCCUGGAGGUGCACGGCGCUCAGCGCGGUGGGCGUGUCCAUCCUGCUGUCCGUCCUGCUCUGCUACUGCAUAGCCAUGCACCUCUUUGGCCUGAACUGGCAGCUCCAGGAUGCAGAGAGCUUCACCUUUGAGAACGGGCAGGUGAAGCCUGAGGCCACGCCCACCAACACAGUGACCGCACUCUCAGCUGACAGUGGGAAACUGGGCAUAUUCCUGCAGGAGAACAACACCAUCGACACGGGGGAGGUGGACGUGGGGAGGCGCGCCGUGCAGGAGGUGCCGCCCGGCAUUUUCUGGCGCUCCCAGCUCUUCAUCGACCAGCCGCAGUUCCUCAAGUUCAACAUCUCCGUUCAGAAGGACGCGCUGGUGGGGGUGUACGGCCGGAAGGGCCUGCCCCCCUCCCACACGCAGUAUGACUUUGUGGAGCUGCUGGACGGCAGCCGUCUCAUCGCUAAGGAGAAGCGGGCCCUGAUCGAGGCCGAGGGCGGGGGCCGAAGGGCCCGGUCGGUCAACGUGCACGAGGCCGGCUUCAUCCAGUACCUGGACUCCGGCGUCUGGCACCUGGCCUUCUACAACGACGGCAAAAACAUCGAGCAGGUCUCCUACAACACCAUCGUCAUCGACUCCAUCAUGGAGUGCCCUCACAAUUGCCAUGGAAACGGAGACUGUCUGUCCGGAACGUGUCACUGUUUCCCAGGAUUCCUUGGACCGGACUGCUCGAGAGCCGCCUGCCCCGUGCUGUGCAGCGGGAACGGGCAGUACUCCAGGGGGCGCUGUCUCUGCUUCAGCGGGUGGAAGGGGACGGAGUGCGACGUGCCCAACACCCAGUGCAUUGACAUCCACUGCGGGGGCCACGGCAUCUGCAUCAUGGGGUCCUGCGCCUGCAACACUGGCUACAAGGGGGACAACUGCGAGGAAGUGGACUGUUUGGACCCAUCGUGCUCAGCACACGGGGUCUGCAUCCACGGAGAGUGCCACUGCAACCCGGGCUGGGGGGGAACCAGCUGCGAGAUCCUCAAGACCAUGUGCCCGGACCAGUGUUCAGGGCACGGCACCUACCAGACCGACACCGGGACCUGCACCUGCGAUGCCAACUGGACCGGGCCGGACUGCUCCGUCGGUAAGGAUCGCACCGAGGUGUGCUCGGUGGACUGCGGGAGUCACGGCGUGUGCCUGGGCGGGGCGUGCCGCUGCGAGGAGGGCUGGACGGGCUCCGUGUGCGACCAGAAGUCCUGCCACCCGCGCUGCGCCGAGCACGGCUCCUGCAAGGACGGCAAGUGCGAGUGCAGCCAGGGCUGGACCGGAGAGCACUGCACCAUCGCUCAUUAUCUGGAUAGGAGGGUUAAAGGAGACAAGAUAGGAUACAAAGAGGGCUGCCCUGGGUUGUGCAACAGCAAUGGGAGGUGUACCCUGGACCAGAACGGCUGGCACUGCGUCUGCCAGUCCGGGUGGAGAGGGGUGGGGUGCGACGUCGCCAUGGAGACCCUCUGUGCAGAUGGCAAGGACAACGAGGGAGACGGUUUGGUGGACUGCAUGGACCCCGACUGCUGCCUGCAGACCUCCUGCCAGAACCAGCCGUACUGCCGCGGCUCCCCCGACCCCGGCGACAUCAUCGGCCAGAGCCAGCAGGCCCCGCCCCAGCAGGCAGCCCGCUCCUUCUACCAGCGGGUCAGCUUCCUGGCCGGGCCGGGCAGCUGCCACGUCAUCGCGGGGGAGAACCCCUUCAACAAGAGCCUGGUGUCCAUCAUCCGGGGUCAGGUGCUGACGGCGGACGGGACGCCCCUCAUCGGAGUGAACGUGUCCUUCGUGCACUACCCGGACCACGGAUACACCAUCACGCGCCAGGACGGCAUGUUCGACCUGCUGGCCAACGGGGGCGCCUCGCUGACCCUGAGCUUUGAGCGCUCGCCCUUCCUCACCCAGUACCGCACCGUGUGGAUCCCCUGGAACGUCUUCUACGUGAUGGACACCCUGGUGAUGAAGAAGGAGGAGAACGACAUCCCCAGCUGCGACCUGAGCGGCUUCGUCAGGCCCAGCCCCCUCAUCGUCUCCUCCCCGCUCUCCACCUUCUUCAGGUCCUCCCCCGACGACAGCCCCAUCGUCCCCGAGACGCAGGUCCUGCAAGAGGAGACGGCCAUCCCAGGAAGUGACCUCACCCUGCUCUACCUGAGCUCCAGGGCGGCAGGCUACAAGCCCAUCCUCAAGGUGAUCAUGACCCAGGCCAACAUCCCCUUCAACCUGAUGAAGGUCCACCUCAUGGUGGCCGUGGUGGGUCGCCUCUUCCAGAAGUGGUUCCCCGCCUCCCCGAACCUGUCCUACACCUUCAUAUGGGACAAGACCGAUGCCUACAACCAGAAGGUCUAUGGUCUGUCAGAAGCCGUGGUGUCUGUGGGCUUCGAGUACGAGUCCUGCCUGGACCUGAUUCUCUGGGAGAAGAGGACGGCCAUUCUGCAGGGGUACGAGCUGGACGCCUCCAACAUGGGCGGCUGGACCUUGGACAAGCACCACGUGCUGGAUGUUCAGAACGGCAUCCUGUACAAGGGGAGCGGGGAGAACCAGUUCAUCUCGCUGCAGCCGCCGGUCGUCGGCACCAUCAUGGGCAACGGGCGCCGGCGCAGCAUCUCCUGUCCCAGCUGCAACGGCCAGGCCGACGGCAACAAGCUGCUGGCGCCCGUGGCGCUGGCCUGCGGCAUCGACGGCAGCCUCUUCGUCGGCGACUUCAACUACGUCCGGCGCAUCUUCCCCUCCGGGAACGUCACCAGCGUCAUGGAGCUGAGAAAUAAAGAUUUCAGACAUAGUAACAACCCAGCGCACAGGUACUACCUGGCCACGGACCCGGUCACGGGCCAGCUCUACGUGUCGGACACCAACUCCCGCCGGAUCUACAAGCCCAAAUCGCUGACGGGGGCCAAGGACCUGCUCCAGAACACGGAGGUGGUGGCCGGGACGGGGGAGCAGUGCCUGCCCUUCGACGAGGCCCGCUGCGGGGACGGGGGCAAGGCCACCGAGGCCCUGCUGAUGGGCCCCAAAGGCAUCGCAGUGGACAAGAACGGAUUCAUCUACUUCGUGGACGGGACCAUGAUCCGGAAGGUGGACCAGAACGGCAUCAUUUCCACCCUGCUGGGAUCCAACGACCUCACGUCUGCCCGACCUUUGACCUGUGACACCAGCAUGCACAUCCGCCAGGUCCGUCUGGAGUGGCCCACCGACCUGGCCAUCAACCCCAUGGACAACUCCAUCUACGUGCUGGACAACAACGUGGUGCUGCAGAUCACGGAGAACCGGCAGGUGCGCAUCGUGGCCGGGCGGCCCAUGCACUGCCAGGUGCCGGGCAUCGAGUACGCCAUGGGCAAGCGGGCGGUGCAGACCACGCUGGAGUCGGCCAGCGCCAUCGCCGUGUCCUACAGCGGCGUGCUCUACAUCGCCGAGACGGACGAGAAGAAGAUCAACCGCAUCCGGCAGGUGUCGACGGACGGCGAGAUCGCCCACCUGGCGGGCACGCCGUCCGAGUGCGACUGCAAGAACGACGCCAACUGCGACUGCUACCAGACGGGCGACGGCUACGCCAAGGACGCCAAGCUCAACUCGCCGUCCUCCAUGGUGGUGUCGCCCGACGGCACGCUGUACGUGGCCGACCUGGGCAACAUCCGCAUCCGCGCCGUCUACCGCAACAAGCCGCCGCUCAACUCCGCCAACCUCUACGAGGUGGCCUCGCCGGCCGCGCAGGAGCUCUACGUCUUCGACGUCAACGGCACGCACCAGUACACCAUGAGCCUGGUCACCGGCGACUACAAGUACAACUUCAGCUACAGCAACGAGAACGACAUCACCGCCGUGACGGACAGCAGCGGCAACACGCUGCGCGUGCGCCGCGACCCCAACCGCAUGCCCGUCCGCAUCGUCUCCCCCGACAACCAGGUCAUCUGGCUGACCAUCGGCACCAACGGCGGGCUGAAGAGCCUCACCGCCCAGGGCCAGGAGCUGGUCCUCUUCACCUACCACGGCAGCAGCGGCCUCCUCGCCACCAAGAGCAUCCAGAUUGGCUGGACCACUUUCUUUGACUAUGACAGCGAGGGCCGACUCACCAACGUGACCUUCCCCACCGGGGUGGUGACCAAUCUCCACGGCGACAUGGAAAGGGCUGUCACCGUGGACAUCGAGACCUCCGGGAGAGAGGAGGACGUGAGCAUCACCACCAACCUCUCCUCCAUCGACUCCUUCUACACCCUAGUCCAAGACCAAUUAAGGAACAGCUUCCAGGUCGGCUACGACAACUCCCUGCGCGUCAUCUACGCCAACGGGAUGGACACGCACUACCAGACGGAGCCGCACAUCCUGGCGGGCGCCGCCAACCCCACCGUGGCCCGCCGGAACAUGACGCUGCCCGGCGAGAACGGGCAGAACCUGGUGGAGUGGCGCUUCCGCAAGGAGCAGACCCGCGGGAAGGUCAUCGUGUUCGGCAGGAAACUCCGGGUGAACGGCAGGAACCUGCUCUCCGUGGACUACGACCGGACGCUGCGAACUGAGAAGAUCUACGACGACCACCGCAAGUUCCUCCUGAAGAUCGUCUACGACAGCGCGGGUCACCCCGCCCUGUGGGUGCCCAGCAGCAAGCUGAUGUCGGUCAACCUCACCUACUCCGCCACCGGCCAGGUGACCAGCCUGCAGAGAGGCGCCACCACCGAGAGGGUGGAGUACGACAGCCAGGGCCGCAUCGUCUCCCGGGCCUUCGCCGAUGGGAAGACCUGGAGCUACACCUACCUGGAGCGGUCCAUGGUGCUGCUGCUUCACAGCCAGAGGCAGUACAUCUUCGACUACGACCUGCAGGACCGGCUGUCGGCCAUUACGAUGCCGAGCGUGGCCCGCCACACCAUGCAGACCAUCCGCUCCAUCGGGUACUACCGCAACAUCUACAACCCGCCGGAGAGCAACGCCUCGGUGGCGGUGGACUACAGCGAGGACGGCCAGCUGCUGCAGGUGGCCCACCUGGGCACGGGGAGGCGGGUCCUGUACAAGUACCGGCGGCAGAACAAGCUGUCGGAGAUCCUGUACGACAGCACGCGGGUCAGCUUCACCUACGACGAGACGGCGGGCGUCCUCAAGACGGUCAACCUGCAGAGCGAGGGCUUCAUCUGCACCAUCCGGUACCGGCAGAUCGGGCCGCUCAUCGACCGGCAGAUCUUCCGCUUCAGCGAGGACGGCAUGGUCAACGCCCGCUUCGACUACACCUACGACAACAGCUUCCGCGUGACCAGCAUGCAGGGCGUCAUCAACGAGACGCCGCUGCCCAUCGACCUCUACCAGUUCGACGACAUCUCCGGCAAGGUGGAGCAGUUCGGCAAGUUCGGCGUCAUCUACUACGACAUCAACCAGAUCAUCUCCACCGCCGUCAUGACCUACACCAAGCACUUCGACGUCCACGGGCGCAUCAAGGAGAUCCAGUACGAGAUCUUCCGCUCGCUGAUGUACUGGAUAACCAUCCAGUACGACAACAUGGGCCGGGUCACCAAGAGGGAGAUCAAGAUCGGGCCCUUCGCCAACACCACCAAGUACGGCUACGAGUACGACAUGGACGGUCAGCUCCAGACCGUCCUACUGAACGAGAAGAUCAUGUGGCGCUACAACUACGACCUGAACGGGAACCUCCACCUGCUGAACCCCAGCAACAGCGCCCGGCUCACGCCGCUGCGCUACGACCUGCGCGACCGCAUCACCCGGCUGGGGGACGUGCAGUACCGCAUGGACGAGGACGGCUUCCUGCGCCAGCGGGGCGCCGAGAUCUUCGAGUACAACUCCAAGGGCCUGCUGGUGCGGGUCUACAGCAAGGGCAACGGCUGGACCAUACAGUACCGCUACGACGGGCUUGGGCGGCGGGUGGCGGCCCGGACCAGCCUCGGCCAGCACCUGCAGUACUUCUACGCCGACCUGAACUACCCGACCAGGAUCACGCACGUCUACAACCACUCCAGCUCCGAGAUCACCUCCCUCUACUACGACCUGCAGGGCCACCUCUUCGCCAUGGAGAUCAGCAGCGGGGACGAGUUCUACAUCGCCUGCGACAACACGGGCACCCCGCUGGCCGUCUUCAGCAGCAACGGCCUGCUGCUCAAGCAGGUGCAGUACACGGCCUAUGGCGAGAUCUACUUCGACUCCAACCCGGACUUCCAGCUGGUGGUGGGCUUCCACGGCGGCCUGUACGACCCCCUGACCAAGCUGCUGCACUUCGGGGAGAGGGACUACGACAUCCUGGCCGGGCGCUGGACCACCCCGGACAUCACCACGUGGAAGAGGGUGGGGAGGGAUCCCGCCCCCUUCAACCAGUACAUGUUCAGGAACAACAACCCCAUCAGCAAAAUACAGAGAGUGGAGGAGUACGUCACAGAUGUGAACACUUGGCUGGUAACGUUUGGGUUCCACCUUCACAACGCCAUUCCAGGCUUCCCCAUCCCCAAGUUCGAUCUCACCGAACCCUCCCUGGAGCUGCAGAAGAGCCAGCUGUGGGACGACCUGCCAUCUAUCUCUGGGGUGCAGCAGGAAGUGACCCGCCAAGCCAAGGCCUUCCUGUCGUUCGAGAGGCCGCCGCAGGUCCAGCUGGGCAGGAGGCGAGCCAUCAGGGACAAGUCGUGGCUGUGGUUCUCCACCGUCAAGUCCCUCAUCGGCAAGGGCGUGAUGAUGGCCAUCAGCCAAGGCCGGGUGACCACCAACGCGCUCAACAUCGCCAACGAGGACUGCAUCAAGGUGGCGGCCGUCCUCAACAACGCCUUCUACCUGGAGGACCUGCACUUCACGGUGGAGGGGCGGGACACGCACUACUUCAUCAAGACCAGCCUGCCGGAGACCGACCUGGGCACGCUGCGGCUGACCAGCGGCCACAAGUCGCUGGAGAACGGCAUCAACGUGACCGUCUCGCAGUCCACCACGGUGGUGAACGGCAGGACGCGCAGGUUCGCCGACGUGGAGAUGCAGUACGGCGCGCUGGCGCUCCACGUGCGCUACGGCAUGACCCUGGAUGAGGAGAAGGCCCGCGUCCUGGAGCAGGCCCGCCAGAGGGCGCUGUCGCGCGCCUGGGCCCGGGAGCAGCAGCGCGUGCGGGACGGGGAGGAGGGCGCCCGCCUGUGGACCGAGGGAGAGAAGAGGCAGCUGCUGAGCAGCGGGAAGGUCCUGGGCUACGACGGGUACUACGUCCUCUCGGUGGAGCAGUACCCGGAGCUAGCGGACAGCGCUAACAACAUUCAGUUCCUGAGGCAGAGCGAAAUAGGGAAAAGGUAACAGACUGCUGGUUUACUGGCUGCCAAAGAGACUGCCCACGGCCAUUCCUGACCAGAAAGGGGGAGCGGGGUGGGGGUGUGUGUGUGUGGGGUGGGGGGGGGGGGGUAAUUGCUGUGUGCUGUGGCACCUGGACUUAGCAAACAUUGAGAGAGGCCCUGAAGACCCUACCGCGUCUGGGCCUGAGCAUGGCUGUGGCACAGACCGUGCUGUCUGUAGCACAACCUUGGCGAAGUGGACAAACUCUCGCUUUCUCCGAGAGAAGGACAAAGUCAAGGAGACAAACUGGUGUUCUGUAAAAGCAACACACGUUUUUUUUUACAAAAUGUUGAUCUGCUUCACAACAUUGGAGUGAGGGGGGGGGGGGCAAAUUAAAUGUAAAAACAAAAACAAAGAAAAAAAAACAAAAAAAAAAGUGUUUACAUAUGCAUAUCACUGCACUCAGCUGGAAAAUAUGUACAAAUCCUAUCCAUUUUCUUACAAUCCUGCCCAUAAUCACACGUUUUUGUUCUCAUUCUGUAUGGUUAAUCUUUACUUGCUUAAGGGUGUAGGGGGUUCUAGUCCUGCUCUCAGAGAAUCCAUAGGCCUGUCCUCAUUUAAUAAGGUAAAGUUGCUUCUUUUUACAGCAUUCUAACAGAUCAUCUCUACCAGUGACAUCUUCAAAAUAUCAAAUGCUUUCUUUUUUUCAAGACGAUUUUUAUUUUUGGAGUGGGGGGGUUGGGGGCUCGCGAAAGUAAAUUUAUAUGUAAAUUAAUGAGAUACACACCCAAUAGUACAAAACUAUGCCCUACAAAUGAAACCAUUUUUAUAUAUCUGAAUUCCAGUCAUCCACCCAAUGAAAUAUUAGUCUCAGAGGAAGUAAUUCAUGUGAAAUCUUUAUACAUAUUGAGAAAUUAAAUCCUAUCAUGAGUUGUGCUUUAUACUCCAUAAAUUUUUUAUAUUUUAUCCAAUCAGAAUUUACGGCAAUGCCAAUUGAAAUAAAUCAAAUGUAUUGUUUUAUUGAUUUCUAAAUAUUUAUUGCUGUGUAAAAUAUAAAUCUUCCUUUUUUUUUAGAUUAUAAAUGAUCUGAGCAAAAGAGUUUGGUUUGUAGUUAUAUGGUCACAUGUCUGCCCAUCAAAUGAACCAAACUCUUUUAGGUGCUAGAUUUCUUAAAUAUUCAACAUUAUUUGCCUGUUGGUAGCAAACCCCAUUGAUUGGGUUUCAGAGUAGAGCUUUUUCCCCAGAUAAAAUGCAGUCCAGCUCACAUUUUUCCAAACAAAUUUUCAACAGAUUUUUUGGUUUUACUUCAGCUUCACAGAUCAGAUGCAAGAUGUCAACUUUUUAAAAACUGCGGUUCAUCUUUGCCCUUCCGUUAUUUCAAAUUUUUAGUAUGAAUUGCUGAAGCACCCUUCACUCUCCAUGUUUGGGCGUAAAGAUGAAAUCAGAUCAGCACAAAGAGGGGAGGGCGUGGCUGUCUAAGCCUACAAGGGGACCUGCCUCCAACAACCAAAUACUGCUUCUGACUUGAACAAAUAUCCCACCAUUUUCUAAAGGGACCAUUCAGCAUAAACCCAUUUAAAAUUUCCUCUUUUUUUUCUUUCUUUAAACCAGGAGAGUUUUUUUUUUCUUUCUUAAAUCUGGAUUUUUAAAGAAAUGCACGUUUGUAGUCGAGGGUUGAGCCGAGGAGAGCGGGAGAUGAGGUUUUCUUUUCUUUUUUUUUAAGUAAGACUCGGGGAGAGAGGAAAUGGCUCAGUGCUUCUAUGAAGUGCUCUGGAUUUAAAAGAAUUUAGGAGACAUAACCUGAAUAACCUGUUCGGUGUACUGUGAACAAGUUGCCAGGGAGCGGGAGAUAGGAUCUGUGAGGACUGCUGUCAUUAAAGCAGUGAAAAUUGUCAUUUCUUCUGGGCUGCACGUGUAACUGUUCCACCCAAAAAAAAAAUCCUCAGUUUCAGUGUUUUGUUAUUACAGUGAUUUCAUACAUGCAGAGUGUGACUUAUUAGCAAAAAUUAGAGGGGAAAACUUUGAAAAGAUCCAAGCCAAGUGUGCUAUCUGUGAUAAGGAGACUCAUAGUAAUGUUUUUGUCAAUAUGAAAGACAAAAAAAAAAAUACUUUUUAUCGGUACUAUAUGAAUUUAGAAAUACUUUUUAAUGCAAAAAGAUUGUACAACUGUGUACAGACUGACGUAGGAGAAGAAGAAUAAGAAAGUAUUGUUUUGUUUUUAACCACUGAAUUGUAUUGCUUAGCCUAUUUUUCUAUUCAUAUUUGACUGGUGGGUUGAGUGUAAAAGGUUGUACGAUAAUCAAUUCUAUUUUUGUGUGUCUAAUGCGUGGAGGUGAUAAUUGUCCUACAGCUAUCAGCUGGACUCCCUGCUUGUUGAAGAGGUGUUGAAGGAUGGGGGAGGGGGCACGGGUUGGUGGGGAGGGGGGGCACAUAGAAACCUGAGGCGCUGCCCAGGCAACCAGCCCUCAGUCCUGCCACCCUGUGAUUGGUCCAGUUUUCAGGGCGGGACUCCGCCUCCCCGGCCGUGUGGGGGGAACCAACAAGUAGUCCGGGGUGAGCGAGUCGCUUCAUGGACGCCUAGCAUGCCAUUUUAUGUCACUGUUGCUUUUUUUAAUGGUUCUGUUCCAUAUCAUGUGUGGCCUUGUGCGAAAUGUCCACACAUGCAUAUGAGUCGAGAUGUUUUGAGAUCGCCCUUAGGGAUAAACGUUUGCAACUGUUGUAUCUUGGACGGUGUUUAUAUUAGCUGUAUGCAGGGUGGGGGGCGGGGGGGGGGGGGUUCGGGGGGUGAAAAGCAGGCCAUUUUCACUGUGGUCCCAGGACAUGAAACCAUGUACAGCUAUCACAGUUAGGAGGCGUCCAAAAAGUAAGGGAGAACGAGGUUUUCGUUUUUUCACUUUUUUUCUUGAUUGCAUGCCUACGCUGUAAAAUGCCCAUCUACAUGCAUUAAAAAUGGAAUACGCAUUUCAGUCUUAGUUCCCACGAAGUAACGUGAAGAGACGUUAACGUAGUUGCAUUUAUAUACGCGGAUGUUGCACUGAAGUGACCGUAGUGCAGGUAACAUAGUUGCUUUGUCGAUUUACAUCGCCUCCGGAGUACUAGACGAUGCCAAACGGGGCCCGGGUCCAAAUCGAGGCAUCAGCACGGGGAGGGGGGGGGGUGGGGGGGGUUGUGCAGUUUUGCUCUUUGUGACGUUAUAAAAGUGCGGAGCUGUCACGUGACGGUGUGUCCGCGUGCCGUACAUCCCACAACAGACGGUGUAACGUUACAGACAUGACGACAUCCACAGCUGCAGACUACAGUCACAGCAUCUCCCGUACGAAAUGUAGUACCGAACGUGAAAAUAUCAAAUCCAAAGGAAUACGUAUUUUUUAAUACCGUCGACAUAAACUGCAUAUAUGUACUUUAGAAUAUACCGUUUAAUGCCUCUUCAAUAUGUCUGAUUUUAUAGAUACAUUGUGUAUGAUCUAGCCAAACUGUCAAUACCUGUAAAAUGAUAGUCUAAAACACAGAUUGCGAAAUAUAUUUUACAGCGUACGCAUUUUGAAGGCGCAUUGCAUUUAAGAGUGGUAAUAAAGGCCUUUUGAAAUACACAAGGUAUCUUUUGACAUAUUAAGAAAUAUGUAUUUCUUCUUUUUGGAUUUCAUAUUUUGAAAUGUAUUGUCAUCUGCUACUUUUCCCAUGGGGUCCAGUACGACCAGCCCUAGUGACUGUGAUGAAACGUCUUUCCUGGAGUGUAGAAAUCUGUACAAAUUUGGGGGUGGGGGGAGGGGGGGAUUGCAGAAUGAUUAAUAUGCCUGAUACUUCUCCAUCGUACGGUGGGAUCAGGAGCCAGGCAAGCAAUGAAUUACAUUUACUCUUCUAGUUACUGUCUUGAGUAACAAGGUAAAAUGUCAAUGUUUUGCUUUAGAUAUUUUUUUCUUUUUGUAUUUUUGGAAGGGAAUUUGGUAAAUAUGUCGCCUUUUUGUACGUUUUUUUUUUCUUUCUUUCUUUCUUUCUUUCUGAAAUCGAAUCAGAAGUAAAAAUGCUACAGUUUGACACGACGGAAGUCUGAAAUCUGAUACGUGAACAUAAUCUUAAAUCUUAAUUGUAAAAACCAAUAAUGUGUCAGUCUUUGUAACGAAGGUACAGAUCUAUCUUAAUUUAUUCUCAGAAUCGUUUUUCUAGAGCUACAUCCACUGCAGGUUCAUUACAAUGUUUUAUAUAUUCAUGGCUGUUUAGAGUGCAAUUAAGUGCAAUUUAUUGUAAUCUUAAAAAGGUUGUUUCGGGGACUCGAUCCCUAUUCUCAGCAACAUGUUAUUUCUCCACAGAGAUCAAUCAUACAAAUAAAAAUGUAAUACUGUAAAGAUUUCCGAACAAG
Messenger RNA from Anguilla rostrata (American eel), 13824 nucleotides. It is a transcript of the gene tenm3, whose product is annotated as teneurin transmembrane protein 3. Gene Ontology annotation, cellular component: neuron projection; membrane. NCBI's taxonomy places the organism in Eukaryota, Metazoa, Chordata, Actinopteri, Anguilliformes, Anguillidae. Gene Ontology annotation, molecular function: protein homodimerization activity; cell adhesion molecule binding; protein heterodimerization activity. The record is from RefSeq and is a predicted model, not a curated record. The transcript has 38 exons. Bases 1041 to 9491 code for a protein of 2816 amino acids. Gene Ontology annotation, biological process: neuron development; heterophilic cell-cell adhesion; signal transduction.